Molecule: messenger RNA, 3249 nt
Organism: Vigna angularis (adzuki bean)
Lineage: Eukaryota; Viridiplantae; Streptophyta; Magnoliopsida; Fabales; Fabaceae
Product: sodium/hydrogen exchanger 1
Exons: 14
Coding region: 1218-2822 (534 amino acids)
Biological process (GO): regulation of pH; sodium ion transport; proton transmembrane transport
Cellular component (GO): membrane
Molecular function (GO): sodium:proton antiporter activity
Source: RefSeq, a predicted model, not a curated record
CCGUCAAAGCUGAAAAGAAGUUAAUCAUUGGACAUUAAAUUAACAUUCUUUUUUAAUGUUUCAAAGCAAUUGUUUGUACUGAUUACUGAACUUUUUAUCUAAUAUGAUGGGAAAGACCCAUUAUUCUAGUUACUGAGGUUUGGAAUAGAUGAAUUGGAAUUGGGUUGGUGUUACAAGGAGAACCAGGGACAAAAUCGAAAAUGUGAAAGGUUGUAUUAUUGUUCCUUUAAAAUCAUUGAAAGUAACUUGGAUUCAAUAAUGACGUCUGAAAGUAUGAUUGGAAGGUACAGGAAACGGGAUAAACUUGUGAGACAGACGAUUUUAUUCCAUUUAGCAUGAUACCAAGAUUUAGAAAGCACAAAUGCAACUCGAGACAACUAUGAUGCAGACAAGUGCUUAAUGAUACACAACUACCUAAAUUGUAUAUUUGGAUAGUAUGCAUAAGAUCAUUCGUUCUAAUCUCAAGGUGAUCAUUAUAAAAGAAAUAAAAUAUUAUAAGAUGCAUAGUAGCACUGAGGGCAAUUAUUUUAGAUUUUGGAUUGAUUUAAACAAAAAAUAUUGAUUUGUGUUUGGGCAUGAUAUCUUUACCAGCAAAUUUCAUUUCACUCGAAUGACUUCUUUUUUUUUUCUGUAAGAAAAAUGUCUAAAAUAGCGUGUUUGAGAACCAAACUUCCUUUCGAGGUGUUAAAAAACAUAAUUUGAGUCCUAGAGGUUCAAUGAAUUCUAUCCAAAAUCAAUCACAGGACUCAUUGUGCAGAUGAAAAAAGGUUAUCAAAAUUGCUUUUAUUGGUUCUGUUCUGAUAAUGGACUCAAAAGAACAAUCUGCACGGAAUACAUGCUAACUUAUGACCUCCAUUUUGCCUCACAUGGCAUAAUUAGGGAAAAGGACUACCUUACCAAAUAAUAUGUGUGAUACUAUAUACUUGAAAUGAUAAAAGGAAAUGCAAACAGCAAGUCAGUCUAGUGCCUGAAUGUUAGGUUUCUUUCAAUGUACAGAAAUAAUUAAAAAAAGAGAAAAUUAGGACUUGCAGUUUGUUGUCACUUCUCAACGUUAUCUAAUAUGUGCUACCCUCCACGUUGUGACAAAACUCUCAAACUAGUUUGAUAUUUGUCGGUGUAUAGAACCAAACCACGCGGACCAAAUUUAUAUAUAACUCAUCUCAGUAAUCAUCACCACUGUCAGAAAAGACAACAAACUUAUUAAGUACUUAACCUGAAUGCUCGCAAUGGCUUUGUUACUGCCACCGCUUCUUCUUUCAACUUCCUAUCUCAGCACAAGCACCAUUGUGGCUCUCUGUGUAUUCUUCACCCUCCUAGGCACUUGUGUCAUCAUUGGCCAUCUUCUGGAAGAGAAUCGGUGGGCUAAUGAAUCCAUCAUUGCCCUCCUUCUGGGGUUGUGUGCUGGGACGGUGGUGUUGUUCGUGACUAACUUUAAAAGUGCCAAGAUUUUAAUAUUCAGUGAAGACUUGUUCUUUCUCUACUUGCUUCCCCCUAUCAUUUUCAAUGCCGGUUUCCAAGUCAAGAAGAAACAGUUCUUCAAGAAUUUCACCAUUAUACUGCUCUUUGGAGUCAUUGGAACAGUUAUUUCGUUCUGUCUUAUAUCUGUCGGUGCCCUUAUGCUCAUUCAAUGGAUUGGAAUAUCUAACCUUGGCAUAAAAGAUUACCUAGCCAUCGGUGCCAUACUGUCAGCAACGGACUCAGUUUGUACAUUGCAGGUUCUCAAUCAAGAUGAAACACCCUUGCUUUACAGCAUUGUAUUUGGGGAGGGAGUAGUAAAUGAUGCCACGUCUAUUGUGCUUUUCAAUUCGGUCCAAUCCCUUGACUUCAGCAGCUCCAAUUCUAUGACAGCCUUGAAAUUGUUGGGGACCUUCCUUUACCUCUUCUGCACUAGUACUGCCCUUGGCAUAGCAGUUGGCCUUUUAAGUGCUUAUAUUUUGAAAAAACUCUACCUGGGAAGGCAUUCUACUGAUCGUGAACUUGCACUUAUGAUGUUGUUGGCAUAUUUGUCAUAUAUGAUCGCUGAGCUUUUGAGCCUCAGUGGGAUAUUGACUAUUUUCUUCUGUGGCAUUGUUAUGUCACACUACACUUGGCACAAUGUUACAUUAAGCUCAAGGACAACAACCAAGCACGCCUUUGCAACCCUCUCAUUCAUUGCAGAAACUUUUAUAUUUAUAUGUGUUGGCAUGGAUGCUCUAGACAUUGACAAAUGGAAAAGCAGUAAAGGCAGUGCAGGAAUUUCAGUUGCUGUGAGUUCUACUUUGUUUGCAUUAGUGUUGAUUGGAAGAGCAGCUUUUGUGUUCCCUAUUGCAUACAUUAAAAAUCGUAUCAAUACAAGAGAGAAUACCAGAAUUGAAUUUCGUUCACAGUUUAUCAUAUGGUGGGCUGGCCUGAUGAGAGGUGCAGUGACUAUUGCCCUAUCUUAUAACCAGUUUGCAGAAGCCAAGAGUACAUCAUCAACUCAAGACUCUGCCUUAAUGAUCACUUCUUCUAUAAUUGUGGUCUUGUUCAGCACUGUGGUAUUUGGCUCCAUUACUAAGCCACUGAUAGAGGCUGUGCAACCAAGGCAUCCAAAACCAACCAGUUUUGAUUCCACUGAUAACGUAGAAGAUUUGAGAUUCCUAUUGCUUGAAAAUAAUGGUCCCAUUAACCAAAGCAACAAUAUGCAAAUUCAAAGGCAAAGUAGGAUAAGGAUGCUAAUAAGCCAUCCAAGCAAAACUGUUCACUACUUUUGGAGGAAAUUCGAUGACAAGUUUAUGAGACCUGUGUUUGGUGGAAGGGGUUUUGUGCCUUUUGUUCCUGGCGAAGCAGCAGAGAUUUUUUGAAACACAAACAAUUUAACUGCUUCUCUUCACUUUUUUCCUUCAAUAACGUGGUGCACAACCGAACCUUGUAUGCACUGUAUGUUUGAUACAUCUUCUCUCUAAAUUGCCGUAGAUUAAAUGGCAGAAUCUGAUCUCAGGGUGAUCACGAGAUGUAUCAUAUAUAUUAUCAUGUAAGAUUUUUGUUGUGAUGAUUUUUUGAAAAAAAAAGUAAUAAAGUUCUCAAAGAAGUUUGAAUAAAGUUUGAAUAUAAAAUUUUAUGUAAACAUCUAAGUCCUUCCUCGCUCCAUUAUGUUGGAUGGAUGAUCCUUGUGCUCAAUGAUUUCUUGAAUUGCGUUAUGCGACUUCCUGUUACUAAUAUUUUUUUAUGUAUGUAGUGAUUAUGAUAUGAUUAUAUAACACCAACUGCACAAGAUUGUAUUUAAUUAGC